Messenger RNA from Sciurus carolinensis (gray squirrel), 2329 nucleotides. RefSeq names its product ankyrin repeat and sterile alpha motif domain containing 4B (gene Anks4b). NCBI's taxonomy places the organism in Eukaryota, Metazoa, Chordata, Mammalia, Rodentia, Sciuridae. Gene Ontology annotation, molecular function: protein binding. The transcript has 2 exons. The record is from RefSeq and is a predicted model, not a curated record. Gene Ontology annotation, biological process: brush border assembly. The coding region runs from base 29 to 1285 and encodes 418 amino acids.
UCUGGCCAAGCCUUGGUGAGCAGAAAAAAUGUCCACUCGCUACCACCAAGCUGCUAGUGAUAGCUACCUGGAACUUCUGAAAGAGGCUACCAAGCGAGAUCUGAAUCUUUCAGAUGAAGAUGGGAUGACUCCCACUCUGCUGGCAGCCUACCACGGGAACUUGGAAGCCCUCGAAAUAAUCUGCAGCAGAGGAGGGGACCCUGAUAAAUGUGACAUCUGGGGAAACACGCCCCUACAUUAUGCAGCUUCCAAUGGCUAUGCCCACUGUGUCUCAUUCCUGAUCAACUUUGGUGCCAACAUCUUUGCCUUGGAUAAUGACUUACAGUCUCCAUUGGAUGCUGCUGCCAGCAGGGAUCAGAAUGAAUGUGUCGCUCUCCUGGAUAAGGCUGCCACUUCCCAGAACAUCAUGAACCCCAAGAAGGUCUCCAGGCUGAAGGAGCAGGCUCAGAAAAAUGCCAGGAGGCAGAUCAAAGAGUGUGAAAGGCUCCAAGAGAAGCACCAAAAUAAGAUGGCCCGCACCUACAACAAGGAGGAAUCUGGGACUCUUUCUUCUUCCAAGGGCACCUUCUCCAGGUCAUCCUUCUCAAAUGCUUCCGCUUCCAGUACAUUUGGAUCCUUGUCUAAAGGCAUUAAAGAUACCUUCAAGUUAAAGUUCAAGAAGAACAAAGACACAGCAGAGCAGGUAGGGAAGGAAGGCAGAAGUGGACAGAGGAAUGUGAUGGAAAUGUUUAGAGAGGAGGAUGAAGACUCGCUCUCGGGGGGCUUCAGAGAGAAGCUCCAGUUCCCAGCAGAGGAGGACAACGAUGUGCAACAUGAGUCCAUUCUCAACCGUCCAGGUCUAGGGAAUAUUGUUUUUCAAAAGAACAGAGUACUGAGCCCUGAGGACAUCUCAGACAGCAAGCGGGAGUCGGAAUUUACAAUGCCCACUGAAUUGCUCCAAAGACAAGGAGCAGCAGAGGCCGAUGAAGCUGAGGCAGAUGAACAGGGAGAGGAAAAUGGCCUUGGGUCACCUGACCUGCCUUGGGAUGAGGAUGAAGUGGAGUGGGAGGAAGAAGUGGUGGAUGCAACUCCCCUGGAAGUCUUCUUACAGUCCCAGCACCUGGAAGAAUUCCUUCCCAUCUUCAUGAGAGAGCAGAUUGAUCUAGAAGCUCUAAUGCUGUGUUCUGAUGAGGACCUUCAGAACAUACAAAUGCAGCUGGGUCCUAGGAAGAAAGUUCUUAAUGCCAUCAACAGAAGAAAGCAGGUGGUACAACAACCUGGGCCACUGGUGGACACUAGCCUCUGAUGGAGGUUUGGUCCACAGGGUGAGCCUGCAGCCCUGGAGCCGUGCUGUGGCCCACUGGAAGCACUCCACACUAUUCCCACUCCCUACCCAAUGCCAGACCAUGGGGAAGGGUUUCUAGGGUUUUGAAGGUGCCUACCUAAGAAAAAGGCCCAAACUCCACUCUGGGAAAUACUCAACACCUAUCCAAAUAAACCAUCAGUGAGAAACCAAAGGAGACCUUGGAACAAGAAAAUGGCACUUCUCUUCAAUUACCAUUUGAUAUUUUUCAAUAAAGACAGGGUCAAAUGAAUGAGAGAAAAGGGAAAGAAAUUUACUUUUCUAACGCUAGACAUUUUAAUUUCCCAUCACGCUGGCCUACUGCUUCCUUUCUGAUCUGCAUACCCUGGGGAUUCUGACUCUGUGUCCUGAGCUCUAUGACCAUUGCCUGUUAGUGGGGACAGAAGUUCCUUGUUGCCUGAGGCAACAAAUGCUUGCAUGUUUACAAAUAAUGGAAACGUGUUUAUAAUGUUUCUUUCUGAGAAUAGGGCAGAGUAACAGGCAGGGAGAGUAAAGAAAGAGAACAUAGGUACCUGUUGUAGACUGAAUCAUAUACCCACUAAAAUUCAUGUUGGAUCCCUAACCCCCCAAAAUUACUGGUUUUGGAGAUAGUGUCUUUAAAGAGGUGACUAAGUUUAAAUAUGAUCAUAAGGAUGGAGUCUUAAUCCCAUAUGACUGAUGUUCUUAGAAGAAGAGGAAGAUAUACAUGAGGAUGUGCUCACACACAGGGAAAGAUCACACAAGGACACAGCUAGAAGGCACUGUCUGCCAGCCAAUGGGAGAGGUCGCAGGAGAAACAACCCUGCCAACAUCUUGAUGUUGGAUUUUCAGCCUCCAGAGCUAUGAAAAAAUAAAUUUCUGUCGUUUAAGCCAUUCAGUCUAUGGUGUUUUCUUAUGGCAACCAGAACUAACUAAUACAGCACCUAAGCAAGAGGGUGGUGAAGGAGAGAAAGAAGGAUAGAGCAAGAAGGAAUCAGGCCUACUUCAUAACUUUUUUUAAAAAUAUAU